CAAGAGUUCGGACAGCGCCAGGCAGAAGCGGCAGCCGUCGCUCGCUGCUUCCUUCUCCCCAGACAGCGCCGGAGGCUUGGCGGUCCAGACGCGCAUAUAAUAUAGUCUCUGGCCUCCCGCAUUCAAAGCCGGCUAAGCCAGUACAGGGAAUCCGCCACAAGCGCAGCACGAGCCAUGCUAAUUCGUCGACGCUGCGUCAGGGCCGUGCUGCUUCUUGUAUUCGGCGCUGUAGUCACGCUAGCUGGAGCUAUUACACCGCCCAGUGGCCCCGUAAAAGUGUCUGUCCGGAACGGUAGGUGCAUAUACCGCGGCAGAUCUGUGUGGGAAGCUUACAUUACCCUGGCAGACGGAAAAUGCGUGCAAGCCCGUUGCAAGCCCAGGGAACGCCUGCUGCAUUUCAUCCCGAUGAAGGAAUGCAUGCUUCCGCCUGCUGGAAGAGGAUGCUUUUAUGAGGAUGGCCUUUUGGAGUCACAAUGCUGCAAGCCGAAUCUAAUUUGCUAUAACUAUGCAAGCUCCAAAUAUUAGCUUUCAUGUCUUCGUAAUCCGUGCUUCGUACUUACCAAAACAACAAAUAAAUGACUGGCUAAGCAUACGUU
Rhipicephalus microplus (southern cattle tick) is the source of this 596-nucleotide messenger RNA. RefSeq lists its product as uncharacterized. Lineage: Eukaryota; Metazoa; Arthropoda; Arachnida; Ixodida; Ixodidae. The record is from RefSeq and is a predicted model, not a curated record.